AUGGCGAAACCACAGACGGUCCACGAGGAGGACAUUCCCCACAAACUAGCCGACGAGGCGGUCGUCCGAGUCCCAUUGACGGCCGAGGACAGCAAGCGCAUCUGCCGAAAAACUGACAAAACCAUCCUCCUGGUGCUAGUCUGGGUCUAUUUCCUACAGAUUCUGGACAAGACCGUGCUGGGCUAUGGCGCGACGUUCGGGCUCCAGUCGGAUACCGGGCUGACCGGGAACGAGUACUCGUUGAUCGGCUCCAUUGGCCCUAUCGCCCAGCUGGCCUGGCAGCCCUUCUCCUCCUUUCUCAUCGUCAAGGUGCCGCACAAGAUUCUCAUGCCCGUCAUGUGUUUGGGAUGGGGCAUUGCCCAGGCGUGCAUGGCCGCCAGUUACAACUUCCAGACCCUGAUGGCCGCCCGCUUCUUCCUGGGCCUGUUCGAAGCCGGAUGCCUGCCAUUGUUUAGUGUUAUUACAAGUCAGUGGUAUCUGCGUGCCGAGCAACCCUUACGCAUUGCCGCCUGGUACAGCACCAAUGGAAUGGCAACGAUCAUCGCCGCCGCCUUGUCGUACGGUUUGGCCCACAUCAAAUCCGAUAUCCUUCUCCCGUGGCAGAUCAUCUUUCUCUUCGUGGGACUGUUGACGGUCGUCUCGGCCCCGGUGGUCUAUUGGCGACUCGACAAUGAUGUCUCCACUGCACGCUUUCUCACCCAGAUGGAACGAUUCCAGGGGAUGGAGCGGCUGCGGGCAAACCAAACGGGAACGGGCAGUACCGAGUUCAAGCUCAGUCACGUCUGGGAGACCUUCCUCGAGCCCAAGACCUAUUUGUGGGUGGGCAUGGCCAUGCUGCUCAACAUUGGCGCCAGCGUGACCAAUAUAUUCGGCCCCUUGAUUCUGGGUGGGCUCGGAUACGAUGACUAUACAACCACGCUCUUGACGAUGCCAUUUGGCGCGCUGCAAGUGAUCGUCAUUCUACUGGCCAGUUAUCUCGCCCAGACGGCGCGGGUGAAAGGUGCCGUCUUGGCGAGUUUCAUGCUGCCCGUCGUGGUGGGCCUCGCUAUCCUCUACGCCGUGGCCCGCACCAAAUCGGAGCAAAGCGCGCUGCUGGCAGGUUACUAUCUUCUCGCGUUUCUCUUUGGCGGCAAUCCCCUGGUCGUGACCUGGAUCAUUGGCAACACAGCGGGGACCACCAAGAAGUCCAUUUGCAUGAGUUUGUACAACGCCGCCUCUUCCGCCGGCAAUAUCGUAGGCCCUCUACUCUUCAGCGCCAAGGACGCCCCAACGUACCAUCCCGGCCUGCGGGCCUGUCUGGGGAUCUUCAGUGCCAUGGUGGCCGUAGUGCUGAUCCAAUGGGUGAAUCUCUGUUUCCUCAAUCAAAUGCAGGCGCGCCGCCGCGUGGCCAAUGGGAAGAGUGCCGAAAUCAUCGAUCAUUCCAUGCAGAGCAACUUUCACGGUCUGGCCGACGAGAACAUGGACCGCGAAACGGGCCCGGGAGUGGCGCAUGCCGGAUCAAAUGUCGUCGCGGAGGAUCUGACGGAUCGAGAGAAUGAUGAAUUUGUAUAUAUCUAUUGA
Penicillium argentinense is the source of this 1560-nucleotide messenger RNA. Its product is annotated as putative MFS transporter. The transcript is spliced from 2 exons. Bases 1 to 1560 code for a protein of 519 amino acids. Gene Ontology annotation, molecular function: transmembrane transporter activity. The record is from RefSeq and is a predicted model, not a curated record. Gene Ontology annotation, cellular component: membrane. Gene Ontology annotation, biological process: transmembrane transport. Lineage: Eukaryota; Fungi; Ascomycota; Eurotiomycetes; Eurotiales; Aspergillaceae.